AUGGAAAAACACGAUGAUUUUAAAAGUUUAGUUACAUGGCCACACGAAUGGAGACCUGAAGACAGUAGUAUUGAUGAUGAAGAAAGUAAUGAUUAUCGUUUAAACCCUCCAGAAUUAAAAAAUAUGACACAGGUUGUACCGGAACAAUUAAUUAAACAACAGAAACAUCCAACAGCAUCAGUUGCAGUCAAUAAUAAUAAUAAUAAUAAUAAUAAUAAUAAUAAUAGUAAAAUUGAACUUAAACAUUUUUAUAAUAAAGAAAAUAGUAACUAUCGUUCACAACGUUCAAAUUCUGCAACAUUAUCCACUAUUAGUGUUACAUGUGAUACCGACACAUCGAUGAGAGCAACACGCCAACAUCAGUCGAAUCAAACCGGUGCAACAGUAUCUAACAGUAUUCGUUUAUCGCCCACCAUUGGAUCACACUCAUCAAUUACUUCAGUAUCAAAUCAACGUCAUUCUAUGAAUAAACCAAACAUUCAACAACCGUCCAUUAGACAAAAAAUCAUACCAUCAUCUAUGUCCGCUGCCACUAUAUCUUCUACGGCAAUAUCAUCCUCACAGAAAAAAUUUAAUUCCAAAUCUGGAAAGUCAACAGACCUGGUCGAAGCAAGCGGCAUGACACAAUCGAUAUUAAAAAAUAAUACUUCACGCUCACCACCAAUGAAAAUGAUAAUUGAAAAACCCUUACCAUCAUCAUCAUCAUCAGCUAUUAAUAGAAAUAACUCUAAUAACAAUAAUAAGUUAUUGACACAAGCCUAUUUUCAAUCAUCUAGCAAAACAUCUUCAUCCUCAACCACAUCUAAAAUACCAGUUAAAUUAAAAUCCAUUUCAUUUGAUGAACAUCAUCGUUCAUCUACAAUAUCAUCAGCAGCAUCUGUAUCAUCGAGAAAUAAAAGUGUUUUAGAACAUUUAGUAUUUGUUUUUCCAGAUAAUGUUAAACGAAUGCUUGCUGGUGGUAAUAGAAAGCCAUCUAUAGAAGAAAUCAAAAGUUGGGCAGAUUCAUUUGAAAAACUUAUGCAAAGUCAAGGCGGUCGACAUCAUUUUCGAGAAUUUUUACGUUCUGAAUACAGUGAAGAAAAUAUGUUAUUUUGGUUAUCAUGUGAAGAAUUAAAAACUGAACAAAAUCCAGAAAUUAUCGAAGAAAAAGCCAGACUAAUCUAUGAAGAUUACAUAUCAAUAUUAUCUCCCAAAGAAGUCAGUCUAGACAGUCGUGUACGCGAAGUAAUUAAUAAAAAUAUGGUUGAUCCUACGCCACAUACAUUUGAAGAAGCCCAAGUUCAAAUAUUUACUCUCAUGCACAGAGACUCAUAUCCAAGAUUCAUUAAUUCACAAACGUAUAAACGACUAUUACGUGGUGAUACCAAAGUGUGA
Messenger RNA from Didymodactylos carnosus, 1374 nucleotides. The record is from the annotation of a GenBank genome assembly. NCBI's taxonomy places the organism in Eukaryota, Metazoa, Rotifera, Eurotatoria, Philodinida, Philodinidae.